Messenger RNA from Chrysemys picta bellii (western painted turtle), 1707 nucleotides. RefSeq names its product RNA binding motif protein 24 (gene RBM24). The record is from RefSeq and is a predicted model, not a curated record. Gene Ontology annotation, cellular component: cytosol; nucleus. Lineage: Eukaryota; Metazoa; Chordata; Testudines; Emydidae. Gene Ontology annotation, biological process: positive regulation of myotube differentiation; regulation of alternative mRNA splicing, via spliceosome; mRNA stabilization. Gene Ontology annotation, molecular function: mRNA 3'-UTR binding.
CUGCCACAGAGCUGCCUCAAGGCCCUUCCCACUCACAGCAGGCCGGGAGAAUCCGCCUCUCCUGCUCGGGCUGCUCCUGUCCUGAAGCGGAAACCUGAACGUGCAGCACUUUUCCCAGGUCUUCCCUGCACUCCGGGCUACCAGACACACGAGAAGAGAAUCAACCCCCCAGCUGUUCGCAACAGCUGUGUGUCCGCUCCAGCUGCCAAGCGGGCCAAUAGGCGAAGAAGGGCCCGCCCCAUCCCCGCCCCUGGUGACGGAGGCGGAGGAUCCCAGGGUGCCCCGGCUUUUAGGGGAAAGCAAACAGGGAAAAGCCAUUCCGUUGUUAGCGUCCGGGCCCUGCAUUUCUCUCCAGUAGCUGCUGCCUCCGCUAGACUGGACGCGCUCCAUCCUCCUUGUCUAACAUCUACCUCAAAACUGCUGGAGGUUGCGGGGCUCCCUCCCUUAAAGUAGGAGGAGGAGGCAGCGGCGGAUUGGUUUGCAAAAGGCAACGCAGUGUAGUUGCAAAAGGGAUUUGACUCCGGAAUAAGAUCCCCUCCCACCACGUGUAAACGCACCCAGGCGCACACUACUCUCCCCGUUUGUUUGCCUAGGGCUGUCCGGCUGGCAGGGCCAGCGAACGACGCGGAAGAUGCACACGACCCAGAAGGACACCACUUACACCAAGAUCUUUGUCGGGGGCCUGCCUUAUCAUACCACCGACUCCAGCCUGCGCAAGUACUUCGAGGUGUUCGGGGAGAUCGAGGAAGCCGUGGUCAUCACCGACAGGCAGACCGGCAAGUCCCGGGGAUACGGAUUUGUCACCAUGGCUGAUAGAGCAGCUGCUGAAAGGGCUUGCAAAGAUCCCAAUCCUAUCAUUGAUGGCAGGAAGGCCAAUGUGAACCUGGCAUACCUGGGAGCAAAACCAAGGAUAAUGCAACCAGGUUUUGCCUUUGGUGUUCAGCAUCUUCAUCCAGCUCUCAUACAGAGGCCUUUUGGGAUACCUGCUCAUUAUGUCUAUCCACAGGCUUUUGUGCAGCCAGGAGUUGUAAUUCCACAUGUCCAACCUACAGCAGCUGCUGCCUCCACCACACCUUACAUUGAUUACACUGGAGCGGCAUAUGCACAAUACUCAGCUGCGGCAGCUGCUGCUGCCGCUGCUGCCUAUGACCAGUACCCGUAUGCAGCAUCCCCAGCUGCUGCAGGAUAUGUCACUGCUGGGGGUUAUGGCUAUGCAGUCCAGCAACCACUCACUGCAGCAGCACCUGGGACAGCUGCUGCAGCUUUUGGCCAGUACCAGCCACAACAGCUGCAAACAGACCGCAUGCAAUAGCAGAUGGACUUCUGAAGAAAGAUGGAUCUCUUUCUUUCUCUUCCUUUCUUCCAGCCUUCCAACAUAAGUAGUUAAUAAGAGACAAUUAACAUUUAACUAAGCAGCUUUAAGAAAAGCUAUGCUACUGCAAAGUUAAAGAUUUUUUUUUUAUUCCACUGUCUUCAUACAGCAUGCAUCCAAAUAAUGUUGCUAUUAGGGAAGGGGUGGGGUGGGAGUACCAGUUUCAGGUAUCAAUUGAGAAGAAACAAUCUAUAAUGUACUGUCAUGAAACCAUGGCAGGAGCAACAAUGGGACUUUAUAUUAAAAAAAAUAAAAAGUAAAUGUGUAUUUUUUACAGUAUCAGGGAAGCAUACUGCCUUUUACAAGUGAGAAAAUAUUAUUUGAAAAAGUUGAAC